AUGCAAGUCAAACACUGCGUGUGCUUCUGCAGGGCUGCGCUGGAAAGCUGCUCGGGACCGAAGCGUGCAGGCAGCGUCCGCGCAGAGAUGAGCUCCCAGGAAACCAUCGUGUGCGGCAAGGAAGAAAACCAAAGCAAAUGCCACAUUUCUAAAAGCGAUAGGAAAAGUCCUGUCCCCCUGACCAAGGACGAGGCAAGAAUCGCAGAAGCAGCGAGGCAGAGCGCGCUGGAGAUCCUGAGAGACGCCCUGAAGAAGAAGGACCGUGUGCUCAUGGAGACGCCCCGGCACCUGAUUUCCUGCGACUCCGAACGGCCCCAGUUCUGGAUGGAGCGGUACGCCGUCCUGACCGAGCAGUGGGUGAGAGACCUCAUCUGGCUGGAGGCAGCCAAGUUCAUGGGGGACCCUUCCAAGGACAAAUAUUAUGCGUAUGUCUAUACAGAAUCUGGAGACAAAACCAUUUAUCUGUGCCCGCUCUUCUGGAAGUCUCCGAGUCACCUUGGCAAACCGUGCCAGAUGGGGACUUUAAUCCACGAGGCCUCGCACUUCCUGGGUGCACGCGACAUCACCUACGAGCCAGACAGAAUCUCUGUUGCGUGCAAGGGGCUGAUGGUGAAAAAUAGCUUGACAGACUCAGAUAAGCUAAAAUUUGUUCCUCUGGUGAAUGCGAUGCUAAAUGUCAGAAACAUCCAGUACGAGUUUGAAGUGACCCUGCGGCACCGCGGAGACUACGUGCGGGGGAGAUACUCCUGCUGCGGGGAGACGGCGAGGAGCUCCGUCUGCGAGAGCGCCGUGCCCAACGCCUUCUUCACGUGUCCGAACAACGGGAGGAGACUAACACCGAGCACCGGCGAAGUGCUGGCGGAGAGGCUGGUGCCCCCCCGGGACAGGCUGCAGCGGCACGUAGCUGCGCUUCGGAGACUUGCCGAUGCCGUGGACGAGGUUCGCAGACGCGCCACGACACCAACCAGUGCUGGAGGGGCAGUGGGUAUCGUGGCCCAGAUCACGGGGUUCUUCCUCGCCCCCUUCACCGCGGGGCACACUGCCUCUGCCGUCAGCAGCCCCGCCAGCACCCCAACAACCACCCCCGGCACGGUGCAGUGUCCACGCAGGAGGGAGGAGAUGAGGCAGGUCCUGGGCGAAUGCCAGGCGGAGCUGACACUCAUCCGGGAGUGCCUGGACCUCCUCGCGGGCACCGAUCCACCGGCCUCGGCAGACAGUGCCAUGCUCAGGCUGCUGACGGAUGUCCUGAGGACCAGGGCAGGAAGACGACAAGCUGCUAGCGACAUGGAGGAAGUGCUCAGCAUGCAGCUGCUUCACAUCAAGAGUGUGGCGACUCUGGCAGGAUCCACCGCGGACGCCAUAAGGGCCCUCGCCCGCAAGCUGGACGUCGUCUCUGCGGGAAAGGACUCCACAUUGCUCCACAGAGGCGCCGAGGCAGGGCUGGCAGCCACGAUCCGAGAGGAGGUCACUCGUCUGGAGGGAGUGAUUGCCCACAUCGACCAAGUGCACAAGGCGCUGACGGGGGAGAAAUGA
Alligator sinensis (Chinese alligator) is the source of this 1533-nucleotide messenger RNA. RefSeq lists its product as uncharacterized. Lineage: Eukaryota; Metazoa; Chordata; Crocodylia; Alligatoridae. The record is from RefSeq and is a predicted model, not a curated record. Gene Ontology annotation, cellular component: extracellular region; membrane. Gene Ontology annotation, biological process: lipid transport; lipoprotein metabolic process. Gene Ontology annotation, molecular function: lipid binding; metalloendopeptidase activity.